This is a messenger RNA of Pleurotus ostreatus (oyster mushroom), 459 nucleotides long. RefSeq lists its product as uncharacterized. Bases 1 to 459 code for a protein of 152 amino acids. Gene Ontology annotation, molecular function: glutathione transferase activity; glutathione peroxidase activity. The record is from RefSeq and is a predicted model, not a curated record. Gene Ontology annotation, cellular component: endoplasmic reticulum; membrane; nuclear envelope. The transcript has 6 exons. NCBI's taxonomy places the organism in Eukaryota, Fungi, Basidiomycota, Agaricomycetes, Agaricales, Pleurotaceae.
AUGCCUACAGUCUACGUCCCCAGAGCAUUCGUAUAUGUUCUUGGUGGCAUGCUCUCGACUAUCUGGGUCGCCACCUACCAGGACUUACUCGUUAUGAGGUAUCGCAAGUCUGCUGGCAUCGAGCAACCGAGAAUGUUUGCGGACAAGUCUGAGGUAGAAGCAUCGCCGGCAGCGAACAAAUUUAAUCUUGCCCAGCGCACACAUCAAUACAGUCUCAGAAGCCUCCCUACGCUCCUCAUCACCGCGCUGCUUACGGGACUCGAUUCACCCGUGUGGGCAAUUAUAGGAUUAUUCACGUGGUCCAUAUCAUCCGCAGUGUAUACCCAUGGGUAUGUGGUCACCGGGAAAUCGACCAAGAAGACUUACGUGGCUGGGCUCCUUACCACGCUCAUUUUGAUAGCCUUCCUAUGCAACGCCAGCUACUACGUCGUGUUGAGGAUGAUCUUGGGUGACUUCUAG